Messenger RNA from Rotaria sordida, 654 nucleotides. The record is from the annotation of a GenBank genome assembly. Lineage: Eukaryota; Metazoa; Rotifera; Eurotatoria; Philodinida; Philodinidae.
AUGAAUUUUGUUCGUGUAUCUGGUAGAAUUGGUCAAACAACUCUUUGGAUAUCUCUAUCAUCUUAUUUUAUCUCAUUAAUUCUUUAUUUAAUAUCAUUUUCUUUACCUGAUUGGAUUGUUUAUACAUCAAUUCCAGUUAAAAUUGGUUUAUGGCGUUUAUGUGAUAUUCAAAUAAUUGGUUAUGAUCGUUGUUCGGAUUGGAAUGCUCGAGUUUAUCUAACUAAUAUAACAAAUAGUGGCUUUCUUGGUCCACCUGAUUUUAUUCGAACAAGUCAAUCAUUAGAAAUCGUUGCUUUCAUUUUUUAUAUAAUAGGUGGAAUAUUAUUUCUUACUGGAUUAACACAAAGAUCAAUCGGUUUAUUGUUUUUUGGAUCUUCAAUAUCAAUCUUUAUAACAGUUAUAUUUACAUCAUCAACAAUUUGUUUAUUUGCUCUUCAAGGAAAAUCUUCCUAUAUUGGUUAUUUAUCAUUUUCAUGGUGGAUUGCUCUUGUUGCUUUUAUAAUAUCAUUAAUAAAUGCUCUUUCAUCAUUUAUUUUAUCAUUUUAUAUUCAACCACCACCUAAUAUUAAUCAAAAUAAUAUAAAUGUGAAAAAUGAUAAAAUGUUUUAUUCAUUACCUCCAUAUUCAAGUGAUGUCUAUUUAGCAGAACAUUAA